Molecule: messenger RNA, 2254 nt
Organism: Cuscuta campestris
Lineage: Eukaryota; Viridiplantae; Streptophyta; Magnoliopsida; Solanales; Convolvulaceae
Source: the annotation of a GenBank genome assembly
UAAUAAGGAGUACAUUUUGUGGUAGCAGAGUAUCCGUCGGUGGGUCAACCUCUCUCCUAGAAUGAAAGCCAUAAUUUUUUGUUCACUAAUCAUAACCAUGCAAUGAAGGCCAUACUGAGAAGCAAACCACAUGAUAAAUCACGCAGAAAACUGUGUUCUUUUGCAAACUCUGUUCUUGAAUCAACUAUACGAGCUGAAGAAACAAAAGGCCCAGUUUGGGUGAGGACGAAAGAAUCCAAAUUAGCAACUUUACACUGCCUCGUUCAACAAUGUGCGAGAGAGAGGGAUACCAGAGGAGGGAGAUCUUGCCACGCCAUGAGCGUCAAGCUCGGCUUCGAAGCUGACAUUCUUACUUCAAACAUGUUCAUCAAUUUUUACAGCAGGUGCGGUCUCACUGAGAGCUCCCGCAAGGUGUUUGAUGAAAUGCCUCAGAGAAGCCUCGUUUCUUGGAACACCCUCAUUGGUUCAUAUACCCGGAGCCAGAACGAGGAAGGGGCUCUUAAGCUGUAUGUGGAGAUGCAGAGGGAGGGGAUACAGUUCAGUGAAUUUACAGUCUCUGGUGUCCUUUGCGCUUGUGCCGCUAAAUUUGCUGUGUUCGAGUGUAAGCAGUUGCAUGCCUUUGUGGUCAAGGUGUCCAUGGAGUUGAAUGUGUAUGUGGGCACUGCAUUGAUUGAUGUCUAUGCAAAGAGUGGCAUGACCGAAGACGCUUCUCGCAUUUUCAAUAGCAUGACCGAAAGAAAUGAAGUCACUUGGACAACAAUGAUGACAGGGUAUGUACAAAAUGCGCUGUAUGAGGAGGCAUUGUUGUUGUUCCACAGAGCCCAACAAUCUGGACUGGAACAUGACAAGUUCAUUGUUUCUUCAGUUCUCUCGGCUUGCUCAACACUGUCUGCUUUCAUAGAAGGGACCCAAGUUCAUGCCAUAGUUUGGAAAUUGGGGUUUGGUGCCAAUGCCUUUGUGGCUUCUUCACUUAUAGACUUGUAUGCCAAGUGUGGGAACCUUCAAGAUGCUUAUAUAGUAUUUUCAAAUGCUGAUGAGAAGAACAUUGUGAUUUGGAACACAAUGAUCACGGGCCUUGCGAAACACGCGAGGCCCUUGGAGGCCAUGAUAUUGUUUGAGAAAAUGCAACAAUUUGGUAUUCGCCCAAGUGAUGCCACAUACGCGUCUGUGCUAUCCGCGUGUGGCCACAUGGGCUUGGUCGAAGAGGGCAAGAAAUAUUUCAAAAUGAUGUCGAAAGAACAUAACUUGUCCCCAAAUAUCCACCAUUAUUCUUGCAUGGUCGACGUGCUUGGCAGGGCAGGACUGAUUGAGGAAGCUAAGGAUUUGAUAGAGACAAUGCCAUUUGAAGCCAAUGCUUCUGUGUUAGGGUCACUUUUGGCAUCUUGCAAGGUCCAUGGGAAUGUAGAGGUGGCAGAGGCUGCUGCUAAGCAACUGUUUGAGAUCGAACCUAAUAAUGCCGGAAACUAUGUUUUGCUCUCAGACAUUUAUGCAGCCAAGAAGAGAUGGGGUGAUGUUGCAUCAACAAGAAAGCUUCUGAAAGACAGUGAGGUAAAGAAGGUAAGAGGGAAGAGUUGGAUUGAAAUCAAAGGCAAAGUUCAUGCUUUCAUGGCAGGGGAAAGAGGGCAUCCUAGGAUUGAGGAGAUUUAUUCCAAGCUGGAGAAACUGGCAGAGGAGGUGGAGAAGGCAGGGUACGAGGGGGAGACAGAACACGACUUUCACGAUGUGGGAGAGACCAGAAAGAAACAACUGCUGAAACACCACAGCGAGAAACUUGCUCUUACAUUUGGUUUAAUGUCUCUGCCAAGUGGUUUGGCUAUAAGAAUAAUGAAGAACCUCAGAAUAUGUGGGGACUGCCAUUCUUUUAUGAAGUUUGCUUCUAAAGUAACUGGGAGGGUGAUCGUCGUUAGAGACUAUAAUCGGUUUCACCAUUUCAAGGACGGAUCUUGUUCCUGUGGAGAAUUCUGGUGAUCUAAUGUUCAAUCCAUCUGCUACCAAAAAAGAAAAAGAAAAAGAAAGAGGAAUCAUUUCUAUUCAACCACUCUUCAAGUAUAAACCAGUUUAGCUCCCCUCUAGCUCCAGUUGAUAUAUGAUCAUCACUAGUAUUACUUCCCAAGGCUAUGUAAUAGGGACACUAUGCUAAUGUAGAUUAUUUUUAAAAUGUGAGUUUCUUUAAAGAUAUGAAGGGAAAUUGAAUUUCUUUAUAAAUAAGAGUGGAAAAAUAUUUAUGGGUGGAAAAUAAAGAGGCAUGCAUAGG